Messenger RNA from Debaryomyces hansenii CBS767, 1914 nucleotides. RefSeq names its product DEHA2E21692p. NCBI's taxonomy places the organism in Eukaryota, Fungi, Ascomycota, Pichiomycetes, Serinales, Debaryomycetaceae. The coding region runs from base 1 to 1914 and encodes 637 amino acids. The record is from RefSeq and is a predicted model, not a curated record. The transcript has a single exon.
AUGUCUGAUUCUUCAGAGUAUUCCAUGAUGCUGACAAAAUCAGGGUCGAAGCAGUCUCAAAGUCAUAGAUCCAGUUCCAUAUUCAGUAGAAUUUACAGCCUUUUUAGGAAUGGAUCACUGAAUGUGCCGGAUUACAAAGGAAAACGUACCAAAGCAAAGACUUAUGAUUCUCCAAAGAAAAAGUUGAACAAUUCUAAUGGAAUAAGUGCUGAUAGAGUGACCAAGCCAUCGAAAUUGAAGAAAAGGAAAAUUAAAACUAAACCAUUAAACAAUAACAAAGACAUAGAUGUAAACGUUAACCAAGAACAAUUUAAUGUUCCAAUAAAGCCGCCACUUCUUGAGUCGUUAAAACCGAGCAAUACAGAUACUCAGGAUUCAAGUCGUAAUACCGCUUCGCAUAAGGUUACAUAUGAAGGUAGAAGAGACAUUAGGCCACGGGUGAUUCAAUUGGGUCCGAGAAAAGCUAUACGUAUAAAUCCAAAUUCAUCAACUUCAACCAUCUCAUUAUCACCACCAGCUGUUUCUAUACCACCAACUGUAUCUACACCAUCAGCUGUAUCUACACCACCAGCUGUAUCUAUACCACCAGCUGUAUCUACACCACCAGCUGUAUCUACACCACCAGCUGUAUCUACACCACCAGCUGUAUCUACACCACCAGCGGUUGCAACAGUAUCACCACCACUAGAAAUAGCUGUAUCACCAACGACUGUUUCAAUGUCACCACCAGCUGUAUCAGUAUCAUCUCCAGCUAUAACAUUUUCACCUCCUACAGUACCAGUGCUACCUUCAACAAUACCAAUAUCACCACCUGUAAUUGAGUCACGUCUGCUGUUUUAUGAAACUAACCAUAUACUUAGUCCGGCCCAGCAUAUUCCCACGUCUAAUACUUCAACUCCUUUUAGAAGUCGUUCACGAAUGAUACGGAUAAACACGAUAGAAGAUUUGGAUGAACCACAAGAGAAUUUUAAUGAGGUAUUGGAACAUCCAACAACGAAAGAGAAUAGAAAGAAAAAGAAGAAAUCUAAAGAUGGUCAAAAGAGAAAGAAGAGGAGAGAAAUGCUACGGGACGAGGAUAACAAGAUCCUUAGACUAGCUGAAUCGAAUGGUAAAAUAAUUCCAGCAGAGGCUGAAGGCAAUGGUUUAAACAGCGCACCCGAAGCACUAAGGUCUUCUAAUACCAAUAAUAUACAUAAUCCUUUUCAUAUAGCUACAGAAAGUGGAGAAAAUACUGCGCCAGACAGAGUACACCCUCAAGAGUAUAUUGCAAAUAUAUCAGGGAAUCUCCCCAGAUACAAUGACGAUCCAUAUAAUGUUAGCUCAAAUUCUAGAGAAUUCGUAACAAAUGACAAAAUCUCUAAUAGCAUAAACAUAGCAGAAAAUGAAUUUCAUAAUAGUCAGUUUGAAAACCUUGAGACUAAUUUGGAAAGUCCAAAUGCUGUACAAAAAGAAGUUGGCGAAGUUAGUAAGCUCUUUAUGAGUAGCGAUAUUGAUAGUGAAGAAGAUAGAGUAAUCUUAGAAUAUAGGAGUAAGAGUCGUCAAUAUUCCGAAUUAAAAUGGCCAGGCCAUGAUUCUAUUGGGGAUAUUGUCCUUCCAAGCGAGCCAAAAACACCAGCUAAAAACCAAAAGCAAUCUAAGGUUAUGAAUGGCUCUAAAGAUGCUAACUCUUCAAAUAAGCCGAGACUAUUAUCAGAUAUAAUGGCCGAAAGGUAUAAAAUGGAUGGUAUUUCGUUUCUGGGUAGGUUCAAGACACCUCACAUUCCACUUAAAGCUAACAAUAAAUCGAAUGACGACUUGAACUCGAUUACAGAAGAUAAACAGGAGAGCCCAGUGUACAAAAAAUUUGGUAUUGACGUACGAAAAGAAAGAUUUCGUGAGGAAGAAAGAUUGGAUGAGUAUAAUAAUGUAAAUUAG